GCAUCCUCCUCCUCACACCGUCUGAGGCGGCGGACUGAGCGGAGCCACGAGCAAAGUUGAGACGGUCUGAAGCCGGAACACAAAGUCAAACCUCAGCGAGUCCUCCGCGAACAGGGCUCUUCCAACAUCUAAUAGAUGUGUCUGCUUUGGAGAAUUGACCCUAGAACUGUGUGUAACGUGGGGAUUACAUGGGUCACAGCGCUGGAGAGCCUCAGCAGCAAUGUGAAUGGAGAUGAUGGUUUGCACCUAAGGUAGACGCCUCCCUGCAUCCUGUCUCAAGAUGAGCCAGGGGCCAAACCUCGUCCUCGAGUGGCUCUCCAAGCUCCAUCUCUCCCAGUAUGUGGAGGCCUUCAUAGACAACGGGUACGACGAUUUGGAGGUUUGCAAACAGAUCGGGGAACCGGACCUGGAUGCCAUAGGUGUCCGCAUCCAGUAUCACAGGCACAGGCUGCUCACAGCGGUGGAGAGGCUUAAAGAGGAGGAGGAUAGAAAGGCAACGGGUUACUAUUUCACCUUAGAGCCUCUGGAUGCCUCUGCCUGUCACCACACGUCACAGUCAAACCAAGAGGAUGACUUCUUGACACUGGGGUCACACACAGGGACCACAGCAGUGCACCAGGUCUCCUGUCCUGGAAACCAUAACCUGAGAUUCACAGAUUGUAAUGACUUUGUGACUUAUCCCAAACUGAAGCUGAAGGUACUGAUGAGGGAUAAACUUGCUAAAGAUGGGAUUAACCUUGGAGAAGCACCUUACACCCAUAAGGAUGGCUCAGUGGGGAACUUUGAUGACCUGGCACAGGAGUACUCUCAGUAUUACGGCACUUCCCUCAGUGACGUGUGUGAAAGAAUGGAGGAGCUGCGGAAACGCAAAGUAGUGAAUGAUACAGAGAUGGGAAAGGUUGACUCAGCGGCCACAUCAGUACAGCUCCGCUCUCAGCUCCAGGAAUCCCUUGGACUCAGCAGCACCAUGUCCACUCCAGAGACAGAACGAAGGUUUCCUGUGCACAAGUCCAGCUCUGAUGAUGGAUCAUCUGGAGGAAAAUUGGAUGGAAAGAGGAAGAGCAAGUCGUUUUGGCAGAGUUUCCGAAAGUCCCAAAGAGGAGUGAUGCGUCAGAUUUCAAAAGGCUCAGGUGACGUUGUUGGUUUUGUGGCCAGUGAAAUUACCAUGAGUGACGAAGAGCGUAUCCAGCUGAUGAUGAUGGUGAAGGAGAACAUGAUCUCUAUAGAGGAAGCCCUGGCACGGCUGAAGGAGUUUGAGAUACAAAACAGACAGACAUGCAGGUCUGAUCCCACAGAAUGGACCGAUCCCUCCAGUCCCAACACAAAUGAAUCAUUCAACUACAACCCUUGCGACCUGUCAGACAACGAUCAAGAAGAAUCAGUUACGUUCAGGAGGCUCCAUAAACUGGUCAACUCGACCCGGAAGGUGAAGAAGAAGCUGAUCAGAAUUGAUGAGUCUAAGAGGCCUGGAGCAGAGGAGAGCCUAAACACAGACGGUCUCCUCUGUGAAGAUGCCGCCGCCUCCCUGUACUCAGGUGUGCUGAAGAAGCCUGCAGUUUGCCCCAUGGACUCGCUGGCUUCAGCUCUGCAGGAGCAGCUCAUAUAUGACCGGGACUCUGACAGCCUGACCACCUCCCCCUCCUCCAGCAGUCUGGACACAUGCAGCAGCCAGAAAAUCUUCCAGGCCUUCAGCAAGUCAAGCGAGAGCCCAGUUCAUCGGGAGAUGAGUGGAACGGGGGAGGUGAGGGAGGCAGGCGAAGGCAGCGCCUCUUCAUUUUCUGAAACAGAGGGCUGCAAUGUGGAGGAGCUCAAAAUCGCUCGCUCGGUGACCGAUGGAGAGCUCCGUCACCGUAUCCUCAACCCACUCAGCCACCACGGGAGAGCUUGUAGCUUUGGAGGAUUUGACCUGACCAGCCGCUCAGCGCUCACGAUCAUCCCUGACAGUGACAGCACUAACAAACAUGGAGACGGUGGAGUGAGAGAUACCAAGUCUCCACAAACAUCACGUAUUUCUUUGGGCAAAAAGGUGAAGUCUGUGAGAGAAACGAUGAGGAAACACAUAUCGAAGAGAUACCACAGUUCUCUGUCUGAACAGUCGAGUCCAGAUCGCAUAUCCAGCUGCCCUCACUCACCUCAGAUAGACUCUAACUCUUUGGAGAAACCCAAACUGAAGCCAGGAGGGUCUGUAGAGAGUCUGAGGAGCUCCCUCAGCGGACAAAGUUCAAUGAGUGGUCAAACGGUGGGCACCACUGACUCCUCCAACAGCAACAGAGAGAGUGUGAAGUCUGAGGACGGGGAGGAGGAUGAGCUGCCUUACCGCGGACCCUUCUGUGGACGAGCUCUGGUUCAUACUGACUUCACCCCCAGUCCCUACGACACUGACUCUCUCAAACUGAAGAGUGGCGACGUCAUUGACAUCAUCAGUAAGCCACCGAUGGGCACGUGGAUGGGGAUGCUCAACGGUAAAGUCGGCACUUUCAAGUUCAUUUACGUGGAUGUCCUGAAUGAAGAGGAGGCGAAGCCCAAAAAGACACGGAGGAGGAGGAGGGCCCGGCAACCCAAACCCACCUCUGUGGAGGAGCUCCUCGAUCGCAUCAACCUCAAAGAGCAUCUUCCCACCUUCCUGUUUAACGGCUAUGAGGAUCUGGACACGUUCAAGCUGCUGGAGGAGGAGGACCUGGAUGAGCUGAACAUUAGAGAUCCCCAGCACAGAGCAGUGCUUCUUACUGCUGUGGAGCUGCUGCAAGAGUAUGAUGGUGGGUCAGGUAGCAGCGACCCGGAGCGGAGCAGUCAGUCUGGAGGCUCACAGGAGAAGCUGCUCCUGGACAGGCGUGGCCUCCUGGGAGAUUCCCCGCGAGACUCUGGCUGCUACGAGAGCAACGAGAACCUGGAGAAUGGAGCAGAAGUGAUCAUCUUAGAGGAGAAGAUGUCUCAGAGAACAACAGCGUCAUCCCUCACGGCCGUUCAUUCACAAUCACACAAGCAGAGCAUCCUGAGCAAAUUCAACAACCUCAGGAAAAGGGACCUUCUGUGCGAUGUCACUUUAGUUGUGGAGGACGUGCACUUCAGAGCGCACAAAGCUCUGCUGGCAGCGAGCAGCGAGUACUUCUCCCUCAUGUUCACCUCAGAAGAUCACAUCAGCCGGUCCACCUUUACACUGGGAGGUAUGGAGGCUGAGAUGUUCUCUGCCGUGCUGGAGUUCAUCUACAGUGCACACGUGUCCCUGGAGGAGAGUUGCACUGAGCAGCUCUUGGCCACGGCUCGUCUCAUGGAGGUCAGCGACCUUGUCAAAGUGCUCACUGAACUCACACGCUCUGCAGCAGGGGUUAGAGGUGACCAAGCCACGGUGCCUGAUCUGUCGAAACGCAAAAGAGGACGGCCAAAGAAAAGUGUGGACGUGUCAGUGACAGAGCUGGAGGAGAGAAGUGGACCGUGUGAGGGCUCAGAGGAGGGUCAGGCUGGAGAUGUGGACUUGCUGCCUGAAGGCGACUCAGAUUAUAACCCACCAGGGCCCCAGAGCCGACAGAGCAAACGCAAAAUCAGACCUCCAAUAAAGUACAAGAGUUACAAAGUGGAUCAGGACACAGCAGUCAACAAAGAGCCUAAGAAAAGAGGGAGGAAAAGAAAAUAUCCAAACACAGAGGCUCGAUGUGAGGACUGUGACAAAGUGUUUAAAAACCACCUCUUCUUAAAAAUUCAUCAAAGAACUCACACAGGAGAGAAGCCUUUCCGAUGCCAGGUUUGUGGGAAGAGUUUCACCCAGAAGCACACGCUGCUCGUACACCAGCGCAUCCACACCGGAGAGAAACCGUUUGUUUGUACCAUCUGCUCCAAAACUCUGUGCACCAAACACACCCUGCGAGAGCACAUGAACCUCCACAAAGAAGAGAAGUCCUUCAGCUGCGAUAAAUGUGGAAAGACCUUCACUCAGAAGAGGCAACUCAAGAGUCAUUACAGAGUCCAUACAGGGAGAUCGUUGCCGGAAUGUGCUCAGUGUCAUCACAAGUUUUUGGACACGGCUCAGCUGAAAAAACACCUGAGAACACACACAGGGGAGAAGCCUUUCACAUGUGAGAUUUGUGGGAAGUGUUUUACAACCAAGAGCACGCUGCAGACUCACAUCCGCAUUCACAGAGGUGAGAAACCAUACGAGUGCCACAUCUGCAACAAGUCGUUCUCAGACCCCAGUGCGAGAAGACGACACGUCACCUCUCACUCCGGAAAGAAACCUUUCACGUGCUCCUCCUGCAACCUUUCGUUUACUCGUCUGGACAAUCUGAAAACUCACACCAAGUCUCACAGCAAGGAGCGAGCGGCGUCCACUGAGUCCUCGUCAGAUACAGCGGCAGAAACAUCGGCAGCACCUCAGGAGGAGGUUCGCAACAUCCUGCACCUUCAGCAGUACCAGCUCCCCUCCGGCUCUGAACAGGGGAUCCAGCUGGUGGUGACCGGAGAUAUGAAUAACAUUAACUUUGUGCCGGGUCAGGAGCAGGAGAUCAGCAUCAUCACCACAGAAGGUGAGACGGCAGAAUCAUCCGACUCUAGACUCACCCUGCUCACCCAGCCGUCGGGACACAUGCAGAACGUGGCCCUGGUCGCUCAGGGCGCCAUGGUGGACCACGCCCCUCAGAUUCAGACCGUCAGUAUGCUGGAGGGACAGAUGACGCACCAGUCGGAGCAGAUGCAUGUCAUCACUCUGAGUAAAGAGGCGAUGGAGCAGUUGCAGUCCCACCACGGCCCCCCGCAGCCCCUUCAGGUCGCACAGCGACCCGCCCCGCAGCUGCAGGUGAUGCAUCAGCCGCUCCAGCAGCUGGCCGUCACUCAGCUGGGCAGGGAGCAGCACAGUCAGGCCAUUCACAUCAGCAGCCAGAGCUCACAGCCCAUCUCCAUCAGCCAAACCAGCGAGCAGAUCUCCAGCCACCACAUCCAGGGACAAACCUUCCAGAUCCAGGCAGGAACCGUCUCCUACCUGUACACCACCGGGCUCCCGCAGGAGGGCUGAGAGCGGAACUGUGACGCUGAUGAGUCUAAACUGAUAGAUGCUGCUGCAGGACACGAAUAUAACAGGCAGGUUUUACUGCUUUUCCAACUGUAGAGCAAUGGUUUGACAAUAAUGUUCUUGUGAGAGCAAAUCCUGAUGGGAAAAUAAAACUAGAAAAUUCCUCCUGGAGAAAUUUUGAAUGGGUGCCUUGUGGUUGCUGCCGUCUCCACAAAGAGUCACAUUAUCCAGGUUGGUGACAGAGAGAGAGGGAAACUGUACAAGUUUAAGAGGAAGGAGAGAGACCCUGAGAGAGCGAUAGAGACAGUGAGAGAGAAAGACCUUUAGAAAAGCUGCUUUUUGAUAACAUGAUCCAGGUUGGUGAGAGAGAGUGAGAGAGAGAGAUUGCGCCAAUUUCAGACAGGGAGAGAAACCAUGUUUUAAGGUUGUAAGGUCUUAUCACCAUCCAUGGGUUUUUAUUUUAAAAAUCCAGCCUCCCUCAGGCUUCCUGGGAACAUCCUGUAACUAUCUGUGGUUUUUAUU
This is a messenger RNA of Paralichthys olivaceus (Japanese flounder), 5521 nucleotides long. The record is from RefSeq and is a predicted model, not a curated record. Lineage: Eukaryota; Metazoa; Chordata; Actinopteri; Pleuronectiformes; Paralichthyidae.